AGAAGGAUGGAAGCGCUUGCGACUGAAGUGGAGGCAGCGGCCUUAAAGGCCUUGGCUGAGGUGAGCACCAUCCUGGAACCUGUAGGCUUGCAGGAGGAGGCAGAGCUGCCCUCAGAGAUCCUGGCUGAGUUUGUGAUGGACUCCCGGAAGAAGGACAAGCUGCUGUGUAACCAGCUACAGGUAGUGGACUUCCUGCAGGGCUUCCUGGUGCACGAGGACACUGCCCAGGGUCUGGACCCCUUGGCUUCUGAAGACAUAAGCCGGCAAAAGGCAACUGAAGCCAAGGAACACUGGAAAGAGCUGAAGGCCACCUACCAGGAGCACGUGGAGGCCAUCACAUGUGCCCUGACGCAGGCCCUGCCCCAGAUGGAGGAGGCCCAGAGGAAGCGGGCACAGCUCCAGGAAGCCCUUGAGCAGCUCCAGGCCAAGAAGCAAGUGGCCAUGGAGAAACUCAGAGAAGCCCAGAAGCAGUGGCAGCUGCAACAGGAGAAGCGUCUACAGCAUCUGGCAGAAGUAAGAGAUCGUCAGAGAGGAACUCAGCAGGAGGUUGAUCGGCUAUAUCAGGAACUCAGAAGCCUGAAGCAUCAGGCAGGGCAGGAGCAGGACAAGCUGCAGAGACACCAGGCCUUCCUCCAGCUUUUAUACACCCUUCAGAAUAAAACGCUGUUGCCUGGGGCAGAGGCAGAGCCGCAGCCAUUGCAGGGGGUGCCCCUCCGCCAGGAUCUCCUUGAAGAUAAGGCCCAACAACUGACUGGGCCCCAGCACCAGAACACUGGGGACAACAUUGCAGGAGACAGAGGUGUGACCCCCCAGCUCUUCCCUUGGCCCCACUCAUUGCCGAAUGGACUGUGAACUCAUCAACACAACCUCACUUCUGAGCAUGACACAGGUGGGGGCUUACUGUAUAUCCUGUAGAUGAAAAGCCCUGGCUGUCUUCAGUUGCAUGUUUCUCUGUUCACUUCUAAUAUUCUACCCUGCCAUAAAAAGAAAGGCUAUCUCCUGUUACUGUUUAUUUCUAAUAGUGAUGAACAUGUACUUUUUUGCAGUACUGAUGAUCAAUGAAGGCCUUGAAUGUCCCUGAAAAUAAAUCUCUUCUUCUCUGUGCUGCUAGUACAUAUUCAUCUAAAAUUGGGAUUGUAUAUUUUAUUGAGGUGGUAUUGAUUAUUUUCAUAAACUUGUUCUUCUAAAAAGAAAUAAAACAAGUAUCUACAAAAGUAUAUAGAAUUAUUAGUCAUAAAUAACAUCUGAGAAGUUUCUGCUAACUUUGAAAAUGGAGUAACUACCUAGUUCACACAAUGUUAGCUUUCUCCCAUUUGAGAGCCUUUCUGUGAUUAACACACCCCAUUCCUGUUUUUAUGCAACUUGUAUUAAAACCUUUAUGUCUUAUCUUUGAACCAGAUAUGUGUAACUUUUGAAAUAUGAAUGAAGUAUGAAAUUAAAUAAACUGGUUUCAUUAUUAUUCCCAGCCUAGUCUUUGACCCUUUUGGUACUUUGAACCUUUGGGCUCUGAGGAACUUAGUACUUAGAUUUGGAAUUCAUUAAUUGAUGUGGCCUACUGACAUAACUUCGCUCUCGAAACCUUAAAUAGCCUCGGUUUUAGUUCUGAGUACUGGAGUCUCAAGAGUCAACAUCUUUUAUGUUUGUUUU
Trichechus manatus latirostris (Florida manatee) is the source of this 1647-nucleotide messenger RNA. It is a transcript of the gene ZWINT, whose product is annotated as ZW10 interacting kinetochore protein. The record is from RefSeq and is a predicted model, not a curated record. The coding region runs from base 7 to 852 and encodes 281 amino acids. NCBI's taxonomy places the organism in Eukaryota, Metazoa, Chordata, Mammalia, Sirenia, Trichechidae. Gene Ontology annotation, biological process: mitotic cell cycle checkpoint signaling. Gene Ontology annotation, cellular component: kinetochore. The transcript is spliced from 8 exons.